AUGAAAGGCACCACUAACCCUUUCAACAACAUCGGGAGGAACACCUUGUAUUUGGUCGGAGGGCUAAUCGUUUCGGUGUUCUUGACGAAGAAACUCGUAAGCGAUAACAAACAGACGCAGUUUGACCGCAUGAAGGCCGACGCUAUUACCAAGGAAAACUACUACAAGAAUCUUGCCAACGUGAAGCCGGGCUUCCCGCUGCCUGCCGAGGAUUCUGCAGAAAGUCGGAAAAGCGAAUUUGAAGGCCCCGGACUGAGCUACUUAAGUAGGAAGGGAGGGGACAGACUUGGAUUUUUGGACAGGAAAAGUGGACGGGACUGA
This is a messenger RNA of Lachancea sp. 'fantastica', 321 nucleotides long. NCBI's taxonomy places the organism in Eukaryota, Fungi, Ascomycota, Saccharomycetes, Saccharomycetales, Saccharomycetaceae. The record is from the annotation of a GenBank genome assembly.